AUGAAUACUUUAUUUUAUAGAAGGAUUUCUCAAACCUUUCAUCCGAAUCCAAAAUACGAGUUUGCUACCGAAUCAAGGAAGCUAAAAAAAUCCAUAAAGAAACGUUAUCAUGAAGUUUCAUCCGAAUCUGAUUCGACAAUUGAUGAUUAUGAUGAAGCGAUUACACCAAUACAUUCCCCUUCUUCAACAAGUUUGAACUUGCCUUUGGAUUUCGCCGAUAAUUCGGGAAACUUUGUUCGAACGAUGCGAAUUAUUAAACGGGAAUCCAAACGUUUAAGCACUUUGAUGAUAAUUAAUGACGAGAAUAACAGUGAAAUUACUUCUUAUCUCGAUGAUUCAAGUAACAAUGAAAACUUGAACUCAACAAUUGAUCAUACCUCACAACCCUCUUCCAUCGCAUCGAAAAAUUCCUCCGAAUACACGACCGAGGAUUUUUAUUCAGAGUAUUUCUCCGAGAAGAAGGCAAAAGAUCGAGCAAUUCACAUCGCUUGUAGAAUAAAGAAACAGUUGCCUUCCAUUUUCUCCGGCUGCCAAUUGUUCCUUUCCAAAGAAUGUCCCGAAACGAUUCCUGAAAUAUCCCCUCUCGAUAUAACGAAAAUGAUCGCGGAUCGAUUAUACACUUUUAUAUACAUCAAUGAAUUGAUGCCUUCCUUUUCUCGAGAACGAAGCAAAAUUCUAGAAAAAUUGGAUUUAAAAUUAUCGAGACAGGGAGAUGCCAAAUUAUCACAAAAGAUUGGAGGACACGAAGCAUUCUUUUCAUUUCGAUUUACUUUGGAUUAUUACUUUAAGCAUAAUAUCUUACCCUCACAAAAAACAUUAAUGUUUUCAUCGGUUGAUGAGUGGAAUGAAUUGGGACAAAGAUGA
This is a messenger RNA of Funneliformis mosseae, 864 nucleotides long. NCBI's taxonomy places the organism in Eukaryota, Fungi, Glomeromycota, Glomeromycetes, Glomerales, Glomeraceae. The record is from the annotation of a GenBank genome assembly.